Molecule: messenger RNA, 1452 nt
Organism: Quercus lobata
Lineage: Eukaryota; Viridiplantae; Streptophyta; Magnoliopsida; Fagales; Fagaceae
Exons: 1
Coding region: 226-1173 (315 amino acids)
Source: RefSeq, a predicted model, not a curated record
ACAGCUACAACUUACACAUACAAGUACUCUUUCCAUUUCAUUCUGAGAAGAAGACAAACCUCUCUCUUUGGUUUUCCUCAUAUCACAGAUCUCUCUCUCAUUCGGCUUUUAUUGUUUCAGAGACACACCGCUCUCAAAUGCCUCUUCCUCACAAACACAAAAAUCAAACUCCAACACUAUAAAAAAGUUUCAACACAAACACACAUAUAUAUAUAAAAAAAGUAGAUGAAGUGUAAGAGGCAUCUCUCUGACCUGAGUAGCACAGUCGGCGUGUGCGCCUCCUGUCUCCGCGACCGUCUCUUCGCUCUCAUAGCCGCCCAGGCCCAGGUCCAGGCCCGGGCCCAGUCGGAAGCCCAAACCCAAGCUCAGUCCCGCGAUGACCCGAGAAAAUCUGACCCGAAUAUAAAACCGCCACCGUUGGUGUUCCCUCGCUCUGUCUCUCCUUACGUUUCUCGCCGCAAAUCAGACGAGGCCACGUGGCAGCAACGGCAGCACCAGAAUAGUUAUCAGGAUCGUCGGUUCUAUAGUACUCCUCAGGUCGGGCCUGCCACGUCAUCAACCGCCCCCGCCAGCGCCCCGACCAGCUUCACCGGCGGUAGGUCGUAUGGGAAGAAGAACGGUAGGUUCUCGUUGCUUACGAAUCUGUUCAGGUCCAGAUCCGAGAAAUUGGAAUCGGAUCCUAGGGUUUCGACUCGCGAGCCCUCGGCUGCUACUACUGCGACUACUGCUGCUUCUACGAGUUCGUCUUCUCCGUCUUGGUUCACCGCGAUCUUCGCCGGCCGCAUGAAGAAGAAAUCGCGGCUUUUCGUUUACGACGAGUCCACCGUGGAGAGAAAGCCUCGUCCGCGGGCUGAUCGGGGAAUGUCGCCGGCGAGAACGGGAGAUUCCGACGAGGACUGCGAGCGUUCGCCGCCGGUGAGCGGUUACUCCACGGAGACGUGGAGGUCGCCGGCGUUUCAGGUGCGUCGGACACGGCACGGGCACAGCCACAACGUGUCCGGGAUUGCAUUUUGCCUGAGCCCGCUCGUGAGGGCAAGCCCGAACCGGCACUGGAGCCAGAAAGGUAUGCCGCCGGACAUCGCCAUCUCCGGCGAGGUCAGAGCUACGGGGAAGUUUUGCAAGAACCGGUCGCGGAAGCUUGUGGAUUUCGGAAGAGUCAAUCACAACCGUUGAUUUGUUUGACCGCUGACAUUAAGCUCGGUAACCGUUGAUGAAUGUCUCUGUGAAAGUACGGUUUUGCCCCUAUCCCAUUACAUUUUCUUUAUGUAAUUUUUUUUUUUUUUUUGGUGGGUAUGGUAAAAAUAGUUUAAAUUAUAUAGAGAGAGAAACAUGGGGUGGGUAUUUUGUGUGUUAUCUUUUAUACCAGAGUGUUGAUUACUACAGAAAAAUUAUUUUUUAAUGUGAAUAUGGAUUCUGAUUUUUGACUAUUCAAUUUGAGUGGAGCUUUUGACA